AUGUCCCAUGUUGUUCUCCGCCUCCCAGAACUGCCGUCCAAGGGGGUGCAGCUGUAUGACACCCCCUAUGAGGAGCAGGACCGAGAGCCAGGAGAUGGGCCCCCUUCUGGAAGGAGACCUCGCCAGAGCCGGCUGCCUCAGGAGGAUGAGCGGCCAGCGGAUGAGUAUGAUCAGCCCUGGGAGUGGAAGAAAGACCACAUCUCCAAGGCGUUUGCAGUGCAGUUUGACGGCCCGGAGUGGGAAAGGACCCCAGGCUCAGCCAAAGAGCUCCGGAAACCCGCAUCCAGAAGCCCCCAGCCCGCAGAGCGCGUGGACCCGGCCCUGCCCCUGGAGAAACAGCCGUGGUUCCACGGCCCACUGAGCCGGGCCGAUGCUGAGAGCCUCCUGUCGCUCUGCAAGGAAGGCAGCUACCUCGUGCGGCUCAGCGAGACCAGUCCCCAAGACUGCUCCCUGUCCCUCAGGGGCAGCCAGGGCUUCCUGCACCUGAAGUUCGCACGGACCCGAGAGAACCAGUUCGUGCUGGGUCAGCACAGCGGCCCCUUCGCCAGCGUCCCGGAGCUGGUCCUGCAUUACGGCUCCCGGCCGCUGCCCGUGCAGGGCGCUGAGCACCUGGCCCUACUGUACCCGGUGGUCGUGCAGACGCCCUGA
Molecule: messenger RNA, 648 nt
Organism: Puma concolor (puma)
Lineage: Eukaryota; Metazoa; Chordata; Mammalia; Carnivora; Felidae
Source: RefSeq, a predicted model, not a curated record